Oryza brachyantha (malo sina) is the source of this 1561-nucleotide messenger RNA. Its product is annotated as mitochondrial amidoxime reducing component 2-like. NCBI's taxonomy places the organism in Eukaryota, Viridiplantae, Streptophyta, Magnoliopsida, Poales, Poaceae. The record is from RefSeq and is a predicted model, not a curated record. The transcript has 8 exons. Gene Ontology annotation, molecular function: pyridoxal phosphate binding; catalytic activity; molybdenum ion binding. The coding region runs from base 91 to 1062 and encodes 323 amino acids.
CUCACUAAUCACUAGGCGUAGGCGAGCACGAGAUUAUCACUGUUACUUUUUUCGUUUUCGAGCAAGCAAAGCGAGCUAGCAAUCCGAGCAAUGGAGAAGGCCGCCUCCUUCCUCUCCUCGCUCAUCGGCGGCGGCGAGGAGCUGCCGGAGCCGAAGGCGACGGUGAGGUCGAUCCUGAUAUACCCCAUCAAGUCCUGCAGGGGCAUCUCCGUGCCCCAGGCCCCAAUCGCAUCCACUGGGUUCCGGUGGGAUCGGCAGUGGGUGGUGGUGAACUCCAAGGGGAGGGCCUGCACGCAGAGGGUGGAGCCCAAGCUCGCGCUGGUGGAGGUUGAGAUGCCGCCGGAGGCAUUCUCCGAGGAGUGGCAGCCAACCCCCGACUCCUACUUGGUUGUAAGAGCACCUGGAAUGGACCCAUUGAAGAUCCCUCUCAGCGCUGAACGAGCCACGGUUGAUGAUGUCUCUGUAUGGGAGUGGUCUGGUUCUGCUUAUGAUGAAGGAUCUGAAGCAGCCGAGUGGUUUUCCAGUUACUUUGGGAGCCCAAGUCGUCUAGUGCGUUUUAAAGAAGCAUCGGAAAUCAGACCGACCAAUCCUGACUUCGCUAAAGGUUACAAAAUUAUGUUUACAGAUUGCUUCCCGUUCCUGAUGGCCUCCCAGGGCUCAUUGGAUGCACUAAAUGAGAUUCUAAAAGAACCUGUACCAAUGAACCGUUUCAGACCAAAUAUUUUGGUGGAUGGAUGCCACCCAUACUCAGAGGAUCUGUGGAAAACCAUAAAAAUAAACAAGUUAACAUUUCAGGGCGUGAAGUUAUGCAACCGUUGCAAGGUACCUACCGUUAAUCAAGAAACUGGGAUACUUGGCAGUGAACCAACAGAAACUCUACUUACAUUCCGGUCUGAUGAAGUGCUACGUCCGAGCCACAAAAACAAACGGCAGGUGUACUUUGGGCAAAAUUUAGUCUGCAAGGAAUCUCUGUCAGCAAGGGGCAAAGGAAAGAUCAUCAAGGCUGGCGAUCCGGUUUAUGUCCUGGAGGAAUUCCCUUCUUCCGAUGAAGCUCCAGCAUGAGCAAGGGUAGCAACUACUUCACUAAAGCGCGUGUGCUGAACUAGGCAGUAAAUAGCUUGUUAUAUGUACUGUGUGUAAAAUCUUUGCAGCAAAAACGUUUGGGGAGUGUAUUUUUGCAUGAUUUAUUCAGAUUAGUACAAGAGUGGGUGACAGGGUUCCAUGGCAGUCACACGAAAUGGACUAGUGCUCAUUUGGGUAACAGCCACCUCCCGGGCCGGUUGGGUGACUUCCUAGGCUCCGUCACCGGUGUUUUCACUGGUGUUUUCACUGUAUUCAGUGGCGGAGUCACCUCUUGGGCAGGCCGAGCCACUAUCCGGGCUCCUUCAUCGGCGUUUUUACUGUAUUUGUAUAAUAACGUAUGUAAAAAUUUAUACAUCGCUAGAACGCAUAUAUAAUCGUCCGGAUUACAGGAUAUCACUGGCUCUGCCACUGUGAAUCUGUGAAUAGGAGUUUCUGUAGUCAAGAACAGUCAGAUUCAUCCUGGAGGAAGCACAUUUAU